AUGAAGAGAAACCAGUUGAUCAGCCUCGCGAUUCUUGCGCCGAGCUGCCAGGCAUACGUCUGGCCCAGCCAGUACGAUCAGCUCGACGAUCUCUUGUAUCUGCAGUCUGGUUACAUCAAGGACGGAUCGCUUUCAGAUCAAGUCAUGACCUGCGCAUUCGGCGCUAAUCAACCUGGCAUCCAGAAAGCUGCAGAAUGGGUGCGAACCGCCUUCCAUGAUUCUGUCACACACGAUGCCACGACCAAGACUGGCGGGCUGGAUGCCUCGAUACAAUACGAACUUGAUCGACCGGAGAACCUGGGUGCUGCAUUGAACAACACCUUGGCCGACAUAUCAAGUUCAGUCAACAUGAGGAGCUCCGCUGCCGACGUAUUGGCCUUGUCAUUAGUCAUGUCCGUGGCUCGUUGCGCCGACAUGCGCGUUCCUUUGCGACUAGGCCGCAAGGAUGCUGCAGAAGCUGGUAUCAAAGGCGUACCAGAAGCCCACACCGACCUCGACACCACUAGGAAGAGAUUUGAGACUGCCAGUUUGAGCGAGACCGAUAUGAUCACCUUGAUCGCUUGUGGUCACAGCAUUGGUGGUGUUCACUCUGUCGAUCAUCCCGAGAUUGUAUCUGGCCCAGUCACCGCUGAGAACAAGGCGAGUUUCGAUACUACCCUUGGUGUCUUGGACAACAACGUGGUAUUGGAGUAUCUUGACAACUCUACGGCUAAUCCAUUGGUCGUCAACACCAACAACACUUUGAACUCCGACAAGCGAAUCUUUGCUGCCGACGACAACAAAACCAUGCGCAAGCUUGCAGACAAAGCCUACUUCAAGUCCCAGUGCGAGACCGUCUUUGAAAAGAUGCUCAGUCUCGUACCGGGCGAUAUCACACUGACUGAGCCCUUGGAGCCAGCAGACAUCCGCCCUUAUAUAUCUUCAUAUCAACUAAAGGAUGGUUUGGUCGAAAUUUCUGGACGCAUUCGUGUUCGAGUUACGCCAGUGACUGGUCGCGAUCAAGAUAGCCUUACAGCUUCUAUCAUUCCAGCACCGCGCGGCAAUAUCACAGUUGCUGAAAUCGCCGCUCGCCGUGCCACUUUCCGUGGAGGAACCUCUUUUGGAUACUUAGACGAGAACUUCCUAUGGUUCGAGUUUGACCAAACAUUGAACGCUAGUGAGGCGUUUAGUUCGUUUACCAUUCGCGUCAACGAUGAUAUCUACGACAACGGCGGCACAGGCGGAUACCCUGUAAACGCUGACAUUCUCUACCAAGAAGCACAAUCCUGCGUUGUCUGGGAUGCGACCAAGCGUGAAGGUACGCUGAAUGUUACUGCUGCCGUAUCCAAGUCCCUUCUCCAGGCUGGCGCCGCUCCGCAGAUCAACGUUGUGAAGAAGACUAAGGUUCAGGGCAACUUCAUUCCUCGCUUGCAGCCGGAGACCAUCCCUAUGGUCCGAUCAAGCAAAGAGACGGCAGGGUACGUGUACUAUACUGCUUCGACGACCUUGUCUGGUGAUGGGCUCGAUCCUACGCUUGACAUCGCAGUUGGCGAUUCCAAGGUAGAGUUCAUCAACACAAACGGCCUUACUGGUCAUGAGUGCGCUCCAUUAUAG
This is a messenger RNA of Alternaria atra, 1593 nucleotides long. RefSeq lists its product as uncharacterized. The record is from RefSeq and is a predicted model, not a curated record. Lineage: Eukaryota; Fungi; Ascomycota; Dothideomycetes; Pleosporales; Pleosporaceae. The coding region runs from base 1 to 1593 and encodes 530 amino acids. Gene Ontology annotation, molecular function: heme binding; peroxidase activity. The transcript is spliced from 2 exons. Gene Ontology annotation, biological process: cellular response to oxidative stress; hydrogen peroxide catabolic process; response to reactive oxygen species.